UCUCUGAUCGGACGAUUUUCUCUACCCUUCCAUUUUCUCCUCAUUUUCCUUUUUGUCAUUGUCUUCUAGACAAUACUUUCCUUCCCUCUUAACCUAGUAAUCUGCCACCUCCACGAUGAUGAAGUUCCGGCCCAGACUCGGCCUAUUCACUGCCCUUCGAGCUGCUCCACCCACUCGACGCUUUGCGACAGAGGCGCGGUUAACUUCGGACCAUGUUCGCAUUGUUGAAGUAGGGGCACGAGAUGGAUUGCAGAAUGAGAAAAAGUCCAUACCACUCGAAACCAAGCUUCAGUUAAUUGAGAAGCUGUCAAAAACUGGUGUGACAACAAUUGAAGCUGGAUCGUUUGUUCCUGCAAAAUGGGUGCCUCAGAUGGCAAGCACGACGGAAAUAUGUGAAAAGCUUCUCACAUCCCCGCCGCAGUCGCAGAAUGCUAUUGCAUAUAACUACUUGGUUCCUAAUAUCAAGGGGCUUGAGAAUCUUGUCAAGAUCAUGGACACUGCGGGUGUCCCUGCAGAGAAUACUAAGACAUCCACAUCAACCGAAAUUUCACUCUUUGCUGCGGCGACGGAGGCGUUCUCCAAAGCAAAUACCAAUUGCACCAUCGCGGAGUCGUUGGAGCGCAUUCGGCCCAUUGUAGAGUUGGCCAAAACGAAAAACAUUCGUGUCCGAGGUUACGUUUCCGUUGCUCUGGGCUGUCCGUACGAAGGACCUGAUGUCUCACCGUCAAAGGUGGCCGACAUUACGGCCACCCUACUCGAGAUGGGUGCCGAUGAAGUGUCGGUAGCUGACACCACGGGUAUGGGAACAGCCCCACGUACAAUGGAGCUCCUACAAGCGCUCAAAGCGGCGGGAAUCGCGAACAAUGAUCUUGCACUUCAUUUCCAUGAUACAUAUGGACAGGCCCUGGUUAACACCGUCGUGGGAUUGGAGCAUGGCAUUCGGAUUUUCGACAGCAGUGUGGGCGGACUCGGUGGCUGUCCCUACUCCAAGGGCGCCACUGGCAAUAUCUCGACAGAAGACUUGGUUCAUACGAUUCAUAGUCUUGGAAUGCACACUGGAAUCAAUCUGGAGGAGAUGGCUAAGAUCGGCGGUUGGAUCAGCGGCGAGCUGGAUCGGGCUAACGAAAGUAGAGCCGGGAAAGCAACCCUGGCAAGGAUUCAAGAGUGAGGACCAGUCUUUCGUAUGGAGAACCUAAUAUCUUCGUCGAUUAAACAUGUGUUUGGGGGGCUGUCAUCUUUUGUCAUCAUAUAAAACUCAUGCUGCGCAUUACGGGCUCUGCAAGCUCCGCUGCUCAUGCAAAUACUGUGUCUCCGUCAUAACAUACAAGGCUAGUAUAGCUUCCAAAUAUUUGCAUCCACUAUCGCAUGGAAUACCUGAUUCGGAUGACUUGAACGUAAAUCGCGUUGUAUCAUGUAAAAUGCAUCAGAGCUAUAGGUUGUAACGGUAAACUUCGUCCAGCCAAUAGGCG
Molecule: messenger RNA, 1469 nt
Organism: Aspergillus pseudonomiae
Lineage: Eukaryota; Fungi; Ascomycota; Eurotiomycetes; Eurotiales; Aspergillaceae
Product: hydroxymethylglutaryl-CoA lyase
Exons: 2
Coding region: 116-1168 (350 amino acids)
Biological process (GO): ketone body biosynthetic process; L-leucine catabolic process
Molecular function (GO): hydroxymethylglutaryl-CoA lyase activity
Source: RefSeq, a predicted model, not a curated record